UGUGGAGGGAUCCUCGACGCUUCCGCUCACCGGCCAGUCCCAGUGGCCAGCCGUUGGUAUUCAAAAUCCGCCGAAGCGGCAGGCUAGCCGUUGCAACGGGUUUGAGCCUGUAGUUCUCUCCACGAGGUUAAACUCCGCUGUGGAGGGAUCCUCGACGCUUCCGCUCACCGGCCAGUCCCAGUGGCCAGCCGUUGGUAUUCAAAAUCCGCCGAAGCGGCAGGCUAGCCGUUGAGCAAACGGCUCACACCUAUCGGUUCUGCCGGUAACCGACAUCCGAGCCGUCCUUUCCACUCCACUUCCUACUCUUCCAGUCUGUCGCAUCCACCAAUUUAAACCUCCGAGGCGAAGGGAAGGGGAGAGAAGACUUAUUUGCAUUUCAAUCCAAUAAAGAAAGAGAAACUUUUCCUUUUGUGCUCCGGCGAUUAGGGAUUUGGUGGCGGAGGCGGCAGGAGGCUCAGGCGGCGCGGGUCAAUCGUUGCUGGGGCAGGGGGACGCGCCGCGUCAGAUCCGCCGGAGAGCCUAUGACCUAUUCUCCUUCUGCGACACAACUCGUUGAAGGACUCACUGGGGGUUUGACAUUAUAAUGAUUCUUAGACCCUUCCCUGGCUUCUGCUACAGAGUGGAAAUUGAAUUUUCAGUGUUCACUCGCAAUGACAAGUGACAAGGGAAGGACUUCAAAGAAGGCCGCUGAGGGUUCACCCUCUGCUUUGGCUGUGCCUGAUGGAAGAGCCAGCAGUGGACCUCAGAAGGGGCAGUUGUCCAAUGGGAGGACAACGGGUCCAGCAAGGCGCUCGACCAAGGGAAAUUGGACCCUCGAAGAGGACGAUAUACUUCGGAAGGCUGUUGAAAUCCACAAUGGGAAAAAUUGGAAAAAGAUAGCUGAGUGUUUUCCUGAUAGGACCGACGUUCAAUGCUUGCAUAGGUGGCAGAAGGUUUUGAAUCCUGAGCUAGUCAAAGGGCCAUGGUCUAAAGAAGAAGAUGACAUCAUUAUUCAGAUGGUAAAGAAAUAUGGACCCACGAAAUGGUCAACCAUCGCCCAAGCUUUGUCAGGACGCAUUGGGAAGCAAUGUCGCGAAAGGUGGCACAAUCACCUUAAUCCUGGUAUAAACAAAGAUGCAUGGACGCAAGAAGAGGAGAUAAGGCUCAUUCAGGCUCAUCACAUAUACGGAAACAAAUGGGCUGAACUGUCAAAAUUUCUACCAGGAAGGACGGACAAUGCAAUAAAAAAUCAUUGGCACAGCUCAGUUAAGAAGAAAUAUGAAUCGUAUAGAGCAGAAGGAUUACUGGCUCAGUUCCAGGGCCUACCAGCUGCUCUAUAUCCUACAGGGAGUCUAAAUGUUGAUUCAUCAUCUGCAAUGAUGCAGCAAAAUAGUGAUGGCAGUGGUUUGAAUGUUAAUCAGGAGGUACAAGAUUCCUCGGAGUUUAGCCAAUCAGCAUUGGCUAAUAUUUCUUCUUCUCAAGUGGAGCAAGUUGAUGAGCCUGUGGGCUGUCAUGGGCAAAUACAUUCCAGUGAUGGAGCGCAUGACUCUUACUCUUCAUGUCAGGAAGCAUGCGAUACUAAAGCCAACGAUGCUGCCUCUACUUUACCAGAGACUCGUCACCAGUUGUCAAUCUCUGAAAAUGAUCCAGAUAUGCACUGGCAGCAAGACCUUUCUGUAGCCGACUUCGAUCUUCAGUCAGAACUGUGGCAGGAUAUUUCUUAUCAGAGUCUUACUGCACCAGACUCCAUCAGUGCUGAUUCUUUCUUCAGCCCAAAUUACCAGCACAGUGCAUGCUCAUCUGAAGUUGCGAACAAUUUUGAAGAACCACUUUAUCCAUUGCAUACAUACUCAUCAAGCAGGACAGGCACUGUGCAUCAUCAAAGUUCUGCAACAUCAGUACCUCCAUCCUUUAUUUGUUCAGGCCGUGCUAGCCAGAUUGUUUCCAGUGAACUGCCUAUAGUACCAGAAUCCAAAGAGCAACAGAUGACAAGUGUUGAAGAGUCACUGCCUAUAGUGCCAGAAUCCAAAGAGCAACAGCUGACAAGUGUUGAAGAGUCACAACCUUUGGAAUCUACAACCAUGGGAAGAGAAGCGUCACCAAACCAUGGUAAAUCCGUGGUAGGACAAAAGCAGCAUUCAGAAUCUUUAUGCUAUGAACCUCCUUGCUUUCCAAGCCUUGAAGUUCCAUUUGUCAGCUGCGAGCUCAUAAGCUCGAGUGACCUGCCAGAAUAUAGUCCUCUUGGCAUUCGACAGUUCAUGAGGCCAUCCAUGAGCUUCUCCACUCCACUAAGAUUAUGGAGCUCCCCUACACGCGAUAGGAGUCCUGAUGAUGUGCUGAAAAGUGCUGCCAAAAGUUCUGUAUGCACACCGUCGAUAAUGAAGAAGCGGCAGAGAGAGCCCCCAUCUCCUAUUCCAGAUGUAAGACUUGCAAAGAAAAUGGGUACUGAAAAGGAUUGUGGUAGCUCAGCCAUGCCAUCCACAAGAACUGAGAGAUCUUGCAGAGAUGCCACUCGAGAUGAUUCGCUUGAUUUGAUUCCUGAAAAUUCGAAAGAUAUCAUUUAUCAGGGUAAAACUGAAGAUAAUGCAAACAUAAAUACUUUGGAGAAACGAGAGAGAUGUUCCACUACCGAGAGGGAUACCGCUUACAAUCUAGUAUCCGCAGGGAUUCUUACUGAUAGGAAUGGUCCAAAUCCAGAACGUCGGAAGCUAAAUACCCCUACAAAAUCUUUUUCUAAAGACAUAAUAUCUUCUCGAUCAAAACCAACAGAACUUCUCGUUGAAAAAUCUUCAGUGUAUAUCAAUGCUGAUUAUGAGUAUGUAAACAUACUAGCUGAUACCCCAGGAAUCAAAAGAGGGUUAGAAUCUCCUUCUGCAUGGAAAUCUCCUUUGUUCACAAACUUCCAGGAUGGAUUCUUCAUGAGCCCAACAGGCACAACUUUUGAUGCUCUAGGAUUGGUGAAGCAAAUAAAUGAGCAGAACGCUCCAGCUCUGGAGGAAGCGCAUGAACUCCUGGAAAGUGGGAGCCUAUGUAACAAGGAAAGCUCUGAUAAGGAAAACAUAAAACAUAUUGUUAUCAAGAAGGAACAUGCUACAACCAAUCAGAUAUCCAAUGUCAUGUCGGAAGCAAGGAUUCUUGAUUUCAACGAGUGCACCACACCUGUGAAGAAGAAAGAAGACAACAGAUGCAGCACUUUAGGAAGAUCUCCAACUUCCUCUUAUGUCUUGAAGAAUGUGCGGUAGCGUCUUGAGAAAGCUUUUCUGAUGCAGAAUCAGUAUGUACAUGCCUGUAGCUCCUAUUAAUUUAAUUGUAUACAUUUUUCUGCUUCUUUUAUCUAUAUACUCAUUGCUCGUCACUCCUCAUUGUCUAUGCAUAUGUC
Messenger RNA from Triticum dicoccoides, 3358 nucleotides. RefSeq names its product transcription factor MYB3R-4-like. Bases 651 to 3221 code for a protein of 856 amino acids. Gene Ontology annotation, molecular function: DNA-binding transcription factor activity, RNA polymerase II-specific; RNA polymerase II cis-regulatory region sequence-specific DNA binding. Gene Ontology annotation, biological process: regulation of DNA-templated transcription. Lineage: Eukaryota; Viridiplantae; Streptophyta; Magnoliopsida; Poales; Poaceae. The transcript is spliced from 12 exons. The record is from RefSeq and is a predicted model, not a curated record. Gene Ontology annotation, cellular component: nucleus.